AACAAAUAAUAAUCAAAUUAAUAACGAAAAUGGAGUUGCUGAAACUCUUCAAAUUCAAGCUCCAGCUUCGAGCUCUCGUCACGGAAUCUCGAGAUCUCAGGGUAAGAAUUCUCCGCCUUCCAGAUAGCGAUUCUGCUGUUUGGAUGCAGAAACAAAAGCAUACGGAGGAGGAAUUCAGUCGAAAGUUGCAGGAAUUGCAAGCGGAAUCAGCUUCGUGUAAUGAUUUGCGAGAAAAGCUCGAAAGGAAGGAGGCUAGCUACCUACAAAACGAUAAUGCUUUGCUCGAAAACAAGCAAAAGGAGAUGAAAGGAACUACUAAUGGCUUGCUUCAGUCCAGGGAUGAUCUUAUAAAUGCUUAUCAGGAUUACAAAUCAUAACUUAAUAAUAGUUGCAAUGUUUCAACUCGUUGUGCUUCAAUGGCAAAGAACAAAAUGGAUCAGGUCCCCACGUUUGAGAAAGUGUCCGUAGGCUGGAAGUUUUGCUGUUAUUUUGCACGCGAUCCAGAAUGCUGUUACCUUAACUUAAGUCUGGUACGUUCUUUUUCUCUAAUGGAGAGAUGCCAGAAGGCCACUUCUUGUUUUUCCCUUCGGAGAGAAAAACAGAUUUCAUUUUUAGUCAUUCUGGAUAAGAGGAAAAUCUUCUAUUAGUUAUCAUAUGAAAAUCUGGUAGUAGUUGCAUCAAAAUCUAUUUUCUUCUCGUUAGCAGUAGUAGCAUGCAGGAAAGUUUUUGUGACCUCAAAUUUACCCAGCAAUCAUGCUUGAUUGAAGCGAAUUGAGAUAUUGAUAAACCAGAUCUUAGAAU
Molecule: messenger RNA, 801 nt
Organism: Rubroshorea leprosula
Lineage: Eukaryota; Viridiplantae; Streptophyta; Magnoliopsida; Malvales; Dipterocarpaceae
Source: the annotation of a GenBank genome assembly